Indicator indicator is the source of this 803-nucleotide messenger RNA. RefSeq names its product mitochondrial ribosomal protein S15 (gene MRPS15). The record is from RefSeq and is a predicted model, not a curated record. The transcript is spliced from 8 exons. Lineage: Eukaryota; Metazoa; Chordata; Aves; Piciformes; Indicatoridae. Gene Ontology annotation, molecular function: structural constituent of ribosome. Gene Ontology annotation, biological process: translation. Gene Ontology annotation, cellular component: ribosome. Bases 144 to 749 code for a protein of 201 amino acids.
GUGGGGCUGCUGUCCUGGGCAGCGUCCGCGGCGGCGACGGGACCGCUUGCAGACCCUUUAUUCAGACAGCAAGAUGCUAUGCCAGGCCUGUGAGAAGAAAGAUAAAAGACAUCCCCAGCCAUUUGGAUGAUCUUCCUCCCACAAUGCUGAAGAAGGAUUAUGCCAGUGUCCCAGUAAUCAACAGUGUCGAUGAUGUAGUAAGAAGACUUCUGUCACUGGAGAUGGCAAGCCAGAAGGAGAAGGUGAAAAUAAAGACGCAGCAGCUGGUGGAGAAGGUCAGGAGGUCUCCCAGUGACAGUGGCUCCUCUGAAGUGCAAGUUGCUAUACUGACUGCCAAGAUACGCACUUUAGACGAGCAUCUCCAGAGGCAUCCCAAGGAUAAGAGCAACCGCCGGUGCAUGCUGAUGGCCAUGGACCAGCGGAAGAAGCUCCUCUCCUACCUCCGCCGCGUCCGCUACGACGCCUUCGAGAACACCUGCAAGCUGCUGGGCAUUCAGUACACCAUCCCCCCUCUCUACAACAGGAAGCCCACCAAGCGCUGGCUGGUGAAGAAGGCCUUCUGUAUCAAGGUUUUCCAGGAGGCACAGAAGCUGAAAGCAGAGAAGCUGAAGCAGAAAAGAGAGUUGAAGGCAAGGGCAACGGAGAAGGCAGCACAGAGCGAGGAGACACCACAGAGCAAGGAGACACCACAGAGCAAGGAGACACCACAGAGCAAGGAGACACCACAGAGCAAGGAGACACCUGUGUAGUGGCCAGGGGAAGCCAGCCCCACCAGGCUCUUUAAUAAACAACCACCUAAAGAC